Cydia fagiglandana is the source of this 2369-nucleotide messenger RNA. Its product is annotated as serine hydrolase-like protein. The transcript is spliced from 7 exons. Lineage: Eukaryota; Metazoa; Arthropoda; Insecta; Lepidoptera; Tortricidae. Gene Ontology annotation, molecular function: monoacylglycerol lipase activity. Bases 383 to 1306 code for a protein of 307 amino acids. Gene Ontology annotation, biological process: acylglycerol catabolic process. The record is from RefSeq and is a predicted model, not a curated record. Gene Ontology annotation, cellular component: mitochondrion.
CAAUGAUGAAAGUCCUUUGAGACAAACUGGAUUUUAAUCAGAAUAAAUUACUUUGUAGCUUACGAUUUCAACACGUAUAUAUGCUACAUUUGUUGAGAUUUAGUCAUGUUUUAGUUACAUUUCUAGCAGUGUUCAGUGUGUGUUUACUGUCUCACUGAAAUUAUUAUUUGUUUUAAGUGUCUCGUGUUUAUUAUCAGUAAUAUUGGUCGUAACUUGUUAUCUUUGGAUUUCUUACAUAAAUAGUGUAGAAACGAAAAGAUUAGAUUCGUUAUUAGUGAAACAUUAGGACGUAGAACGAGAGCUUUAAACCGUAGGAAGAGAAUAAUUAUUCCCAAUUUGUUUUAGUGAAAAAUACUGUGUAAAUAAAAUAGUGUAUUAAAAAAUGCUUGACACUGAAAAGGAAUGGUUUAUCGAAGCACCUUGGGGGAGAAUUUGUGUUGUGGCAUGGGGCUCCUGCUUCAACCCACCUGUACUACUGGUGCACGGAGCAGUGGACUCAGCGGCCAGCUGGAGGCCCAUCAUAGAGAGACUCCCGGACCGGUUCUACUACAUUGCCAUGGAACUGCCAGGCAACGCCCACUCAGACUGGUUCCCACCCGGAGUCAUGAUGUCCGUGUACGACCUGGUGUACGCCAUGGAGGUGGUCCGGAGACACUUCCGCUGGAAGACCUUCGGGUUCAUGGGGCAUUCACUGGGGACUCUGCUAGGUAAAGUGUACAACCUGUCGUACCCUGACAGGAUGUCGUUCGUGGUGGACUUCGACCCCACACCGGCGUACUCCACCGUCCGACCGGACCAGUUCGCUGCAUGGUACCAUUAUUACUUCACGAGGUAUUACCAGAAGUACCACAUCUACAACUCGCCGAAGGAGAAUGCCCCGAAAUACACGAGAGAAAAGGCGCUGUCAAUGCUGGAGCAAAAUCGCGGUCUGACGGGCGCGGCAGCGAGCAUGGUGCUCGACAGGAUAUCCGAGCCGCUGGGGGAGGGGCUCGUCAGAUACAUCUACGACCAGCGGGCCAAAACGGUCGUUUUCCCGCCGAACACAUCCGAACACUUACGAAAACUGUACACCAACCUAAAAACGCCCACCCUCACAAUAGUCGCCACGGAGUCGCUAGAGAAUGGCGCGUAUAAAGCCACCCCGUUCGCGCUUGACGAAACUUGUUACCCACACAAAAACUAUAGAGUAAUCACAGUGGAUGGGAAGCAUGAUGUACAUGUGAUGCAUCCGGAGAGGAUGGCGGCGUUUGUUGAGCAGUUUUUGCUGUAUGGAGUGGACGGGCUGGAUAGGAAAGCUAAGCUGUGAUAUCUGUUGUUGUUAUACAGGGUGUUUGGUACAUCGUUUGCCAAAUUAAAACGGCAGAUAGGUUGAGUCAUUUGCUACCUUCUCAGGCCUAGAAAUGUUUAAUUUAGCGCACGUUUUUUUUUUACUUCAAUGCCAGUUUUUCGUAAAUUUAAAAUUUUUACUUGCGUAGUAGAAAAAAAACGAUGGCCAAUUUUGUUGAUGAUAGGCAUGAGAUGAUAGCAAACUCAACCUAUCUGCCGUUUUAAUUUGGCAAACAAUGUACCAAACACCCUGUAUUUGUAUUAGAAUAGUUAUUUACGAUACAAGUGCGAAAAAUAGUAAUUAUCGGGUUAUACCCAAUAUUCCCAUUAGUUACCACCAAGUUGGUGGGAAUUAUUUUUCCCAGUAGUUACCAGUGGUAAAAGGUGGGAAAAAAAUUCCCAGUAGUUAAGAACUUGGCGGUAACUAGUGGGAAUAACCCGAAUUAUCUGUUCGUACGUGUAUCGUACGUUUUACAGUACAUAUGGCCCUUUAAAUUAUCGACGUAGUCACGUAAUGUGGUUAUUAUAGCACAGGGUGUCGUAAUGGAGCACCAGAUGUACUGUAAAUAAAAUUUUAGGAACAAUAUUACACAUUAACCGCCACUGGAGGGCGCUAGGUCACUUUUUUAGUAUAUUUGACAUGUUUUGCAGUUUAUAAUUUGUAUAUAUGACUACUUAAAAAACAAAUCAAAAUAUUUAAUAAAAUUGAUUUGUUUCCUAAAUUAUGUAUGUAAUAUAUAUUUUUGUUUUUUACUUUUUAAGAUGUUUAAGAGGAAUUUGUGUAUUAUUUAUCUAGAAAAAGUGCAAAACCAUUAUGGUCUUUAAACUUGUAGUAGGAACGGAAAGAUGUAGUUUUAGAGUAAACCUCGGUAAUUGGUACAUUCCAAAGUAACACAAAAAAUAUACUAUAAUUGGCCGCCAGGCAUGCGCCGCUGUCGCGCACACAGCCAGUGCAGUACUGAAAAUCAUAAUUUAGGGCAUGGGCAGGCGAGGCUCACUCCGCGAUUUCGUCGCUUUGCAACAGGUAGCUACAAGCAGUGGCG